Seminavis robusta is the source of this 2676-nucleotide messenger RNA. NCBI's taxonomy places the organism in Eukaryota, Bacillariophyta, Bacillariophyceae, Naviculales, Naviculaceae. The record is from the annotation of a GenBank genome assembly.
AUGAAAAGGGCUAUCAAAGAGUUGCGAUUGCGCAAGAAAGUUACUAUUAGAAGGAAAAGAAAGAGCAAGAAAAAGGAAGUCGUUGGUGGUAGCAAAACCACACAGAAAGCGGUUAAGGAAAGGAAAACUACAAUCACCAAUCUGAAACAACAAAUUAAUACUGAGAAGCAAGAAGAAACACAGGAACAACAGCUGCAGCAGGAGGAGAAGCAGGCACCGUCCAAACGGCGAGUAGCAAGAGCCUUUGAAGCAUUUCGAACUCGUAAUGGCAGCAACAAACAACAACAAACUUUGACUGGAACUCGUCUCUUGUCGGGGUCCUUUCAGCUAAUCUCAUCCACGGCCGGAUUCGUGGCCACGGGAGUACGAGUUACGGGGGAUACAGCAGCCGGGUUAAUGGGGACAUCGGUAAAAGGCAUUGGAACGGUUGUCAAAACGGUGGGUGUUGGACUGAAUUCUGCCAGUAAAUUGUUGGACAAGAAUUCAGACAAGGGGGGCAGCACUUCUAAACUCGACUUGGAUGUUGACACUUGUCGAGCUACCGACAGGAUCACAGAGCAGCAGCAACAGAACACGUCAAAGCAACAAUCCAUCCUCAACCAACCAGAACAAAAGAAAAAGAAAGAGCCCAACCAUAAGCGACCGUAUAUCAAACGGACACAAGCAGUCGCGGCCAAGACUGUGCGAUUGCUGGGUAAUGUCUUUGAUGGGCUCGGCGAGACGAUGCUGAUUGCCGGGGUUGCUGCAGAGUCUCUGGCAUCGUCCACAGCUGGGGUUGCCGAAGAAACCGUGCGUAUUAUUGAGGAUCUAGCGGGGACUAUCUCGAUUGCCAUUUCUUUGCGAGGUGAACAUCGAAACAAGAAGAAAAACGACAAGAACGAAGAAUCGCCUUUGUCCAAUCAGCAACAACAUAACAAACGAACACCUGUGUUUCUCUCGUUUGGCACGUAUCCUGAUAACGAAGGGACUUUCUUAUCCGAAGAUGAGAAACGAGCAAGGCUCCUGGUACAGCUUCAGGCCCAAUGGAUGAAGGAACCAACAAUACACCACAGUUGGGAGCUCAUCGAGCUACUUAGGGAGGAUAUUGCGACCUUUGGAAGGAACGUUUCAGCAGAUGUAGAAGGAGUCCCAAGUAUGACGACUGAGCUUGCAGCAGCCCUUCUCUUGUGUCACCUGCUGGCUGUUGUCGUGCUCUAUCGGCGGCCAUCCAAGGGAGAAGGGGUUGGCGAGUCAAAGGCGCCACUUGGAAACCCAGGCAAAGAUACUCCCGUGACGGAUGCGUGUUGGAGCUCGAAGCUGGAGUGGGUACAUUCGAAAGUACUCACAAACUGCCAAGCAGUUCAAUCCCUGUCAAUGUUCCAGAUCAUCUGUAGCACAUCACGGUGCCUCGUCAAUCUGCUAUUCGCACUCCUCUGCCACACUGGCAGGCUUUUGUUUCGUGUUGGAUGCAGCCGGGAGCUGCUUCUCCUCCUAGUCUAUGGUCUGGUCUGGACUUACCUCAGUCGUCGAUGCCAGGAUAAGGCGUUGUUGGUACAAAGGCAUGCAGAGGCGGUAGGCUUUCGCAAUGGCCUCGCCACCAUAUCGGGGACAUCACUUCCCACGGAGACUACACUGUGGUUGAACAAAGUGCUAAAGAAAGUUUGGCGCGUGGACUCUGAAACUGACUUGUCCCAUCAGUACCCAGUCUUUGUAAAGAGGGCGUCAAAAGCAAUGACAAAUUUGAAACAAGGAGGACUAGAGCCUUUCUUGUCGUCUGCCAUUGGGACUGGCAUCGUCCGGGGACUCGACCUUGCAAAGACUCUGAGACCCACAGAUGUGGCUUACGUUUCACUCUUUUCUCUGUCUCUUGGAAGUCUCCCGCCAAUGGUCCGGAGUGUGAGAAUCAGUGAAGGAACUUGGCACGAGAACCGAAUCGAAGUUGACUUGGAGGUUGACGCCUUUUUGGAAGAUUUGAUGAUGGUGCUCGACGUGAAACUUUCGUCGUUGAGCUAUGCCCUGUUGCCUUCAACCCAGAUCAAGAUCCACAACGUCAACUUUCGGGCGUCGAUCAAGGCUGUGUUAUUCCUAGCGCCCCAGCAUCCCUUUGUCUCAACCGUCGAGCUUUCAUUUGCUGAACAGCCGCUCUGCGAUCUUCGAGUAACCCCUGUGAGCAAGGACAGAAGCCUCCUUCAAGGCAUUGACUUGGGAGCAAUACCAUUUUUGAAUGAGUGGAUUAAGGAAGCUAUCAAAUCUGGAUUGUCGCAAUAUGUGUCUCCGCGUUACGUCAGCAUUGAAGUUGAUGAGCUGCUUCACAGCAGACAAAACCACUUCCAGGAAAAGUCUUUACCCAGCGCGAGUCUGAAGAACCUUCGACGCAAAACGCUCCACUCUGUCGUCAACCCACGCACAUCUAUUCCACAAGGGAUUGCCGUUGCGUCGGUUGCAGACAAGCUAGAGUCCCAUCAUUCAUCUUGUCAACCCGUGGCAACUGUAGACACUAGCACUACUGCACCUCGUCGUCAAGACGAACAGAGGAAUGAGAGAGCUUUCCUGAGACCAGUGACGGAGUUAUCCCGGUUGGCCCAGGAGCGGCAUGAUCUCAAACAAGACAACCCAAUACGGCCGGUCACGGAGCUUUCUCGGCGUGGCUUGGAUCGUUGGCUGGAAUCUAAACUGAAGGUCAAACAGGGCUUGUAA